Hevea brasiliensis (rubber tree) is the source of this 366-nucleotide messenger RNA. RefSeq lists its product as uncharacterized. The transcript has a single exon. Bases 1 to 366 code for a protein of 121 amino acids. The record is from RefSeq and is a predicted model, not a curated record. Lineage: Eukaryota; Viridiplantae; Streptophyta; Magnoliopsida; Malpighiales; Euphorbiaceae.
AUGGGCAGACAAAAUAGGAAGGUGCUAGGCCACCUGAAGAAGGCUGUGAAGAAGCUGAAGUUUCUAUUAAGCUUUAAUCUCAGGCGAUGGCGCUUAGCUUCGAUUCUCAACAAUGCCUCUAAAAGGCAGCGGCGUUUGAGUUUUAGCGAUCGAUUAGGGUUGCAUGGGUGUAUUGAAGAUGUAGAAUCAGAUCAAAACAAGUGGGAUCGAGUCCUUCAAAGGACCAAAAGUUACGCUUAUGAGGAGGACAUUGACCAGAGAGCGGAGAUUUUCAUAGAGAACUUUCGUCGGCAACUCUUGCUAGAAAGACAGGUUUCUUUGCAGCUACGAUACUACCGAUGGAAUAGUUUCACCAGGGACUAUUGA